CUCACGAGCCUCGGUGGCACAGCCCUCAAGUCACACGUGCACUUACUUAUGUGGGGUUGCCAAACACUUGUACGGCUGUUGGUUUGCACAUCGCGUAAGUAGAGUAACAACGAGUUGUAUUUCACACAGGAAUAGUGUGGAACAACAUGAUCGAGAGGUAUUUGUGCUUACAAUCUCUCUGAUGUUAUCGACAUGGAAGCCGAACUGUCUGCAGACAGCAGCCAACAUCAAGCUUUUCCUCUGGACGAGUUAUCGCAAGUCGUCUUCAAGCCGAAGCAUUACCACUUAUUUUCACAGUCAGUUUCUGCAUCUAAACGACACCGGCAUCCUAGACGUUCUGAUGGUAGUGUAUCUGACAGUUCAAAUAGCAUCUUUAUAAAACAGGGUUCCGGUGACUCCACUUAUAGCCAGCCGUCUUCUGACCUGUCCCUUGACGAAGAACGCGAAGCACUUCGUAGAGAAACUGAGAGGCAAGCCCAAGCUCAACUCGAGAAAGCUAAGUCGAAACCAGUGGCGUUUGCAGUACGAACGAACAUCGCUUAUGACGGAACUUUGGACGAUGACUCAGCCGUUCAUGGUUGUGCGGUUUCUUUCGAUGCUAGAGAAUUCUUGCACAUUAAAGAGGUAAAUAUUUUUAAGUCAGGGUUCGACGUGGAGCAAAAUUACACCGACAGCAAUCGUGGGGAAGACAGUGAUACAACUAGCACCUUAAAGCUCGGUAAAUCCAACAUCAGUGGACAUCCAUGCAAAGAAAAGAAGAAAACCUUUUUUAAAAAGUCUGAAGAAGAUGAUCGUCAGGGUUCAAACUGA
Molecule: messenger RNA, 810 nt
Organism: Limulus polyphemus (Atlantic horseshoe crab)
Lineage: Eukaryota; Metazoa; Arthropoda; Merostomata; Xiphosura; Limulidae
Product: voltage-dependent L-type calcium channel subunit beta-2-like
Exons: 6
Coding region: 193-810 (205 amino acids)
Biological process (GO): neuromuscular junction development; chemical synaptic transmission; regulation of voltage-gated calcium channel activity
Cellular component (GO): voltage-gated calcium channel complex
Molecular function (GO): high voltage-gated calcium channel activity; protein binding
Source: RefSeq, a predicted model, not a curated record